UCGAAUGCAACCUCUAAUGAGGCUAUCGCUACACGUGUAACCCACUUUAGUCACUCUGUGCAAGAGGUAUGAGAAGUGUCUGACUUAUACUUAAUUAUGGUCAUUUCAAAGUUGACAGACAAACACGCACUGUAUGAUACUGUGCAAUAGCUGUUAUGUUGGAUGAGAAUGAAGGUCAGCAUAUGAUAGUUCCUCCGGUUCAGCCCGUCAGCCCAUUUUGAUCUCCCCAACACUUUUCCAACCGUUAUUAUUUUUUAAUAUCAUGUGAUUUCUUUUUCAUUCCCCGCUAAAUCUGUGAUUUCCUGCUAAAUUUAGGGCUCACAGUACAUUAGACCUAUUUGAAAAGACUAGAAUGUCUUGUCAUAUCAUGUGCUGAUGUAAUCGUAAAUGCAGAGCAUACAGUACUCCUCAUUUAGUUAAGACUUCAAUUGUUAACCUGGUCUGAGGCUCAAGUCCUUGACCAUUUGCACACCAAUCAAGCACUCUGCCAAUUCAGUUGUAACCAGUGGGUGGUCCAGCAGCUUUGGUCAGCCAAUCUUUGGCGGAAGACUCACUAAAUCAAGUUUGCAUGCUCAAAAGAUCUCAUCUAUCAGUGUAUUUUGUGCCUUCUCAAGCUUUGGUCUAUCAAACAUACACAACAAUUUCAACCGAUCAGCAUUAUGAAGUGAGCAAGCUUGUGCCACAAUGCAGGGGUUUCGCUAAUGUUUUCAGCAGGAGGGCAUCCAGUUUUCACAGAUUCUCCUUUUCAGAUUUCUUCGAGGGAGACGGUUCAAAAGGUGUGUACUAAUUCGUCACGCGGUGACUCUCCAUCCACUUCACUGCCCUGCAACCAUUUCAAGUUCCUGUCUCCUGAUACGAGCCAAGUUAAAGAACUUACCAGUAUUUUAUACGGUAUUAUUUGCGGUCAAGCCAUGUUAGUGAUUCCCUACAAAUACAUAAAGGCACAGUCUGGUCCCUACGGGUUUCCAAGCGACCAAAACAUAACAAAGUCCUUUCAACAAUUAGUAGUAAACAUUGGGUCAGUUUCGAGUUUGUUUUUCGAUUGCUCAAAAUAUCGAAAUAUCGUAAAUGUUUUUGAAAAAGAAGUUAUAGUAAAAAAGAAAGGAGUAAGAAACGAAAUGGCGCAAUUUGGUCCAAAGAGAUUUUCAAGAAAAAGAAGUGUUGUUACUAUGUAGAAGUGAGCAAAGUAUCGACUUUGUGCCAUUGUUUAGUUCUAUAAUUUUCAGACUUGUUUUUGAAUAACGAGUCUUUAACAAAAGAAGUAUCGAGCUUGUCAUGCAUCAUUAGACACCCACGUCAACGUGGGAAAGUACGUUUCGCUCCCUAACAACAUUUAGAUCACUUUUCAGUCAAAACAGGAGUAUGUAUUUUAAUUGCAGAUACUAGAAAAAUCUUAUAACAAAAGUCUUUUUCGACUGAAAAAAUCCAGUGGGCUUGCUCAGGCAUGGUAGCGUUCACUCCUAGUUACUGUUUCUCGAACCAUCUUCCGUCUCAAACUUUCUUUUUUUUUUUUUAAGAAGUUUGGAGAUUUUUUGUAAAUCAG
Stylophora pistillata is the source of this 1543-nucleotide messenger RNA. RefSeq lists its product as uncharacterized. The record is from RefSeq and is a predicted model, not a curated record. Lineage: Eukaryota; Metazoa; Cnidaria; Anthozoa; Scleractinia; Pocilloporidae.